AUGCAGCAAAUUGAUCUCCUAAAGGAAUUUGAUGUCACAUUUAUGCAACCAGUUUCAUCUCCUCUUGAUCCUAUAGUAGAGCUAAGUUUAAAUGAUGGAGAUGCUAUUCCAAAUCCCAUGGUAUAUAGAAAUAUCCUUGGUAAAUUGAAUUAUCUUACUCACACAAGGCCGGAUCUUGCCUUUACUGUCCAACAUCUUAGACAUUUCAUGAAAGAUCCUCGUGUACCUCAUCUCACUUCCACAUUACAUGUUCUUCGUUACUUGUCCAAGGAACCAGGUUUGGGCCUUUUUCUCAAUGCCUCUUCUUCUUUUGAGUUUCUUUCCUUUUGUAAUUCAGUUUGGGGAACAUGUCCGAACUUAAGAAAAUCCAUUAGUGGAUUUUAUAUAUCACUUGGGGGCUCUCCAAUCUCUUGGAAGUCAAAGAAGCAAACAUUUAUUUCUCUUAGCUUCGACGAGGCUGAGUAUCAUUCUAUUAGGCGUAUGGUUUCCAAACUCACAUGGUUGGCUCGUCUCUUCCAAUAUCUCUCAAUUCCAAUAUCAUUGUCUAUUUCUCUUCAUUCAGAAAGUCAGGCAGAUACAUAUUGA
Capsicum annuum is the source of this 585-nucleotide messenger RNA. RefSeq names its product secreted RxLR effector protein 161-like. The transcript has a single exon. The record is from RefSeq and is a predicted model, not a curated record. Bases 1 to 585 code for a protein of 194 amino acids. NCBI's taxonomy places the organism in Eukaryota, Viridiplantae, Streptophyta, Magnoliopsida, Solanales, Solanaceae.